This is a messenger RNA of Mytilinidion resinicola, 363 nucleotides long. RefSeq lists its product as uncharacterized. The record is from RefSeq and is a predicted model, not a curated record. The transcript is spliced from 3 exons. NCBI's taxonomy places the organism in Eukaryota, Fungi, Ascomycota, Dothideomycetes, Mytilinidiales, Mytilinidiaceae. The coding region runs from base 1 to 363 and encodes 120 amino acids.
AUGGACUCAGAGGAAGUCCCUCGCCUAUGUCUUGUGCUUGAUUCUACAGCCAAGAAUCCCGACGCUGAGAAUACAGUCUGGAAUCCUGCAGACACUUUAUGCGGACACUUAACGCUAUCAACCAAUAACGAACUCGUCAUUAGUGUCUCACGCCACUGGAUAACCGAGCUAGCACCAGGGGGAUUGGAUCUUACAAUCUUGAAGGCAGAGCGUAAAUUCCACAGUCAGGCUCAGGACAUCCUGCCGACAGAGAUAUUUCGAAAAGACUCGCCACCUGAACACUUCAUAUACGAAGCACCCUUUCACUUCCUCAUCUCUAGUAUGCUUGCAAAACCUGAUCCAGAUUCACCACAACAGUGCUAG